AUGGGAAUUCCAGUUUAUUUUGCAUCGGUUUUGAAAGAACACCCGGACUGCGUUUGUGAUGCCAACACGGGGCUGCUUUCAACAUGCGCCAACUUGUACGUAGAUGUAGGCUCCGCCAUCUUUGUGAUUUUGGAGAGGGAGGACUGCCCCGCCACCUUCGCCGGCUUCUAUCGAGAGUUCGUGGAUUCCAUGCACACCAUCUUGAGUAUCGCGUCGCCCAGCAAGCUUGUGUUCUUGGCUCUCGAUGGAAGGCCUCCAGCUGCAAAGACUUUCCACAAGAUCUUUAAGAAGUCCAACGGGCAAGGUACUGUUUCGAAGGAGGAGGAGCUGGAUCCGUCAUCCGUGGAUGAUCGGUUUCUUCCAAAGAAGGAAAAGGAAAAGUUCGCGAUGGUUUGCCAUGGAACGCCAUUCAUGGACGGUGUGGUGAGGGAACUGCGAGGUCUUGUAGCUAGAAUGAGCAGUGCCCAUCCAAGGAUGAAGUGGAUUCUCUCGACAACGGAGGAGGAUGGAGAGGGAGAGCACAAGAUCUUCAAGCACAUCAAGACUGUGCCUUUCAAUGCCCACGACACUUUCUGCGUGGUUGGACGUGAUGCGGAUUUAAUCAUGCAUUCCCUGGCCAGCCCGGUCUCGAAGAAGAUCAACAUUCUCAGGCAAACGCCCAGCAAGGAAGGAGGCAUGGAUUACAAGAUUUUAAGGAUUGACAAGCUGAUUCGGGACUUGGAGGUUGAAAUGAAGGAGCCCUCCAAAGUGAGAUCGAGAUCCGCAAUGAGGGACUUCGUGUUCAUGUGCUUCUUCCUCGGGAAUGACUUUCUCCCGAACGUGGGUUUUUCCAGCGUGAAAGAUGGUGUCAACAUACUGCAAGCGACGUACAAGGAGGUUUUCUCGGAGAUUGGAGAGUUCCUCAUUGAUGUGGAAGGGCAAAUCAACAUGACAGUUUUGGAGAGCUUCGUCCGGAAACUCUCCAGGAGAACGACGACGAGGCCAGCACAGGACGAUUGCUCCUCUCAUGAAAAAAACGAGUCCUUCCUCGCGCUUCUCAAUUGGUGCUGCAAUUAUUACUUCAAUAGUUCGGCAUUGCCUGAGUCUUACUAUCGAUGGGAGACAGCUCCUCCUCUGGAAGAAUUCGCUGCCUUCAUCGCAAACCAUCAGCGAGGUCCUCAAAUCAGCCCAGCAGCACAUGUUACAUUAGACUUAAGGCCGCAAUGGCUGAAAUCAUAUACUUUUGUCACAUCACGCCAAACGUAG
Messenger RNA from Selaginella moellendorffii, 1245 nucleotides. Its product is annotated as 5'-3' exoribonuclease 4-like. NCBI's taxonomy places the organism in Eukaryota, Viridiplantae, Streptophyta, Lycopodiopsida, Selaginellales, Selaginellaceae. The transcript has a single exon. Gene Ontology annotation, molecular function: 5'-3' RNA exonuclease activity; RNA binding. Gene Ontology annotation, biological process: nuclear-transcribed mRNA catabolic process. Bases 1 to 1245 code for a protein of 414 amino acids. Gene Ontology annotation, cellular component: nucleus. The record is from RefSeq and is a predicted model, not a curated record.